AUGGAACCCAAACCAGAGCAAGCAGCAGCACAAUCCGAAGAGCUUCCACACGUCCUCGUCUUCCCGGCUCCUUACCACGGGCACGCAACGCCCCUCUUUUCCCUUGCGGCCGCCCUGGCGACCCACGGCCUACACAUAACGAUCCUUGUGCUCCCCUGCCUCCCCUCUCUCUCCGCCUUCAUGGCUUCUGCAUCUUCUCGCUUGCUACCCAUCUCCUUUCUCUCGCUCCCCGCCCCCGCCCCCGCCCCCGCCCCUCACUCCCCUGACCUCCAUACCAUUAUUCACUCUCUCUCACUCCUCUCAGACCCCAUUCGACGCCUCAUACUCGACCUCCCAUCCCCCCCCACUGCUCUCAUCUCCGACAUGUUCCUCGGCUUCACAGAGCCACUCGCUCGCUCCUUCUCCAUCCCCCGCUUCACCUUCUACCCUUCCGGUGCCUAUGCCACCUCUAUAUUCCACUCAAUUUGGCUCAACAACCCCCCCGAACCUACCACUGAGCCCACUGGACCCAUCGAACCCACUUCUAGCUCAUCCACCAUCACCAUAUCCGAUGUCCCAUCUGCUCCCUCCUUCGAGUUCGGCCAACUUUCUGGACUUUUUGUGCGAUACAAGCGAGCAGAGAGAUCGAUACCUCUCGACCCGGCUUGGGCUUCAGUGAGAGACUGUUGGCUGUGGAAUAUCGAGAGCCACGGCCGAGUGCUCAACACCUUCGCCGAUGCAGAGGGGGAGUUUCUCUCGCACCUGGGCCCAGUUGAACAGGCCGGGCGUGUCUGGGCGGUCGGGCCGCUUCACAUGCUUGCAGAGUCCGGCACUGAGGGGGAGGGUUUGGCUCGAGCUGAGGAGUGGCUCAAGGGCCGAGCUGAGGGCUCCGUGGUAUACGUGUGUUUCGGCACCAUGGCGAGCUUCAACCAGGACCAGGUUGAUGCAAUGGCGAGUGGACUGAAGACCAGUGGAGCAAAGUUCCUUUGGGUUAUGCCCAAUCACUGGGAGUUGCCUCCAGGGUUCGAGUCGUCAAUACAAGAUCAUGGAGCAGUACUUCGAGGCUGGGUACCACAGGCUCGUGUGCUUGGGCACAAAGCCAUCGGGGCGUUCUUGACACACUGUGGGUGGAAUUCGGUGCUGGAGGGCCUUGCGGCUGGGGUGCCAAUGGUGGGGUGGCCACUGGGGGCCGAGCAACACUUGAAUGCGCGUCUUUUGGUCGAGGGCCUCAGGGUUGGAGUGCUAGUUACCGAGGGUAAGGUGGGUGGACUGGAUCCAGGCUCACUUGCCCGAGCGGUGGCUAGAGUGAUGGAGCCCAGGUCGACUGAGAGAGUGCAUGCUAGGCUCAUGGGUGAGGCGGCUCGACAAGCUGUGGUGCCCGGUGGGAGCUCAAGGGUUGACUUGGAAGGGUUAGUAGAGGAGUUGAUGAGGCUUCACGCGAAAGGGAUCACACCAAAGUAAACCAAAAUAAGACCGGUUUUCACAUGUAUGGUUGUGGUGACAAUUUAUUGUUAUUAAAAUUGUAAUUUUUAAAAGGAUGUGGUUUGCGAUUUUAAACAAAAAUAAGGUGCACCACUAAAUUUUGUUAUAAGAUGUAGACUUUGGUACUCUCCAA
Molecule: messenger RNA, 1594 nt
Organism: Amborella trichopoda
Lineage: Eukaryota; Viridiplantae; Streptophyta; Magnoliopsida; Amborellales; Amborellaceae
Product: flavonol 3-O-glucosyltransferase UGT89B1
Molecular function (GO): UDP-glucosyltransferase activity
Source: RefSeq, a predicted model, not a curated record